This is a messenger RNA of Exophiala oligosperma, 2449 nucleotides long. RefSeq lists its product as uncharacterized. Lineage: Eukaryota; Fungi; Ascomycota; Eurotiomycetes; Chaetothyriales; Herpotrichiellaceae. Bases 1234 to 1752 code for a protein of 172 amino acids. The transcript is spliced from 2 exons. The record is from RefSeq and is a predicted model, not a curated record.
CUCAAUUCGGCAUGACUGAGUCUGCGGGAUGGUCAUCGAAAGUAUGAAACUGGGAAGAAGUGCGAGAUUUCGUCCAACAGGGAAAUCAAUGUAACGAUCAAUAUAUUUAGGUCAACCCAUGGUGACAACAGGCAAGUCCGUAUGGCGAACUGUGCGGAACAGUAUGUUCUUGAUGAUCUGCGCCAUUUGGAAGGUGCAUUCACGUAUCCAUGUCAGAUCACACUGAACCCGUCGGCAAGAGCUUCCGGAAGCAUGACUACGAUGUGGUCUGCUUCCUUUUUAAUAACAUCUCUUAGGAGGGGGAUGAUCUCGACAAAAAGAAUCAGCAUCUCAAGAAAAGUGUCGAACGAUGUCGCGAAGUCGUCGACGGCCUCAGUCCACACCUAGAAAUCAUCGUAUCUUUGCUUACCGAGAUGGUAAAGUCGUCCGAUGAGCCCGCGACCAUAGAUCCGCGCGACAUUAUCAUGAGAAGAAAUGUAACAGAACAUUGCAAUGACAUAUCGCUCACGUUUCGACUUUUGUCCACUUGCCGGAACAAUCCCGAUAAUAAUUAUCAAGAGAGUCAUGAUCUGGCUCACAUCACAGAGGAGGCAGCCGACCGAUGUUUCAAAAUGCUCACCGACAUUGUCGAAGCCAUCCGCAAACGGAGCGUCCUAUUAUACACAUCCAACCCAGUGAAUGGACCACAGUGCAUUGGAAACCGAAAGAAGUCCAGUGGAUACGCGAUAUGAGAAUCAACUCUAAAUGCAGCGUGCCCACGGAUUUUGAACUCAGGCACCGUGCAGCGACAGAGCAUGAUCAGCCAGGCGGCACAGCUGUCUCCGGGUUGACUGUCAUGAUACAAUACUCACCCUGCGAGCAAGAGGUGGACCCAACCGUCCAGAAUCGUUGCGCGUACUGGAAUCUUCGGAGACAGAAGAGCAUAUCGCCUUGGCGAUCGAAAGAGAGACACCGUACAGUAGUGCCAUAUAACGGACAUGGAACGUCAGGGCUAUUCAGAGAGGAUUUGCAUCAAUGUUAAUCUCACUGAUAUGCCUCGCGUCUUUCCAUUGGUCUGUGCACACCGAGCCAAUAUAUCUAUCGAUUCGCUGUAAUAUCCCUGUCCUCGGGCAUGUAUGCGUUGUACCAUACGAAAAGCCACACUUUUCGGUCAGAAUCCCCUCACUUGAGUUGGGCAAAUCACACUAAUUAUGCACGAACCAGCGCAUACAGCUGGCGAAGGAAAAUCUGACCAUGAGCUUCAACUCACAUCCCCUUUGUACCAUUCAGAGACAGCUGCAUUGCCCUUCAAGCUUGCCUAGUCACGCCAUCAUGGACUCAGAACCACCUGUGAAGGAUUUCGCCUCAUGUGUAUCCUGCGACAGCAUUAUCAUGAUCUCUAGGCCUCGACGUGGCUAUCGAGGCAAAAAGAGGCUCGUCGAUCCAGUAUUCCAGAUCACAGUCUGUUACACUUGCGAACUGAAAGGCGCCGCAGUGCCACCUCGACAAGCGAACGAGUUCCUCGCUGAGCAGCCGCCCUCUUAUUGCCUGAGUACGUCUCUCGUGAGAAAUUCAGCGAACUUCAUUGCCGCGGGCAAGAUGCAGGAAGUCGAAAUGUCUCUGCGUGAGAAUGGUGGGAGAGUCACACUGACUCACAGGAGCGAUAUCCUACACAGUUAUGAUGCUGGAUGCAGGUUGACCACGAUCCACGUGAAUAAAGACCUUGAGACCACGACAGAUGAGUCUCCAUCGCUUGAGACAGGGUUUUUUUGAGGCAGGUAUCAUCAUUGAUUUUGGGAUUCGCAGGGAGAACUAUCACUGACGCGUUUUCAGAUUCACAAUUUGUGUACGUCUCUUCUCACUCCUCAGACCUGCUCCUGCAAUUUGGAAAUGGAUUAUAGGACCCUUGCUAUUGCUGCUCACUGUGCUGACAUGCCAUUCUGUACCAUUCCAGGAAUACCGCAAAGAGCGCUGUAGAUCUUUGUCUGGCUUUCAAAGAGGCGAAAAGGGCCUUUGUUGAACUCGGAGAUUAAGGAGGAAUUGCACCAGCUUGACGCUUGCUCCAGCAUGUAGCUACUCAACACAAUCGCGAUACCCGAAAGGCCGUAUUGUUCGAGAUCUGUGCUCAAGCAAUUGAAGCCUUGAGGCUGUAAAACUGCCUCUUUACAACUCAAAUGUUGUGGUACAGAUGGGGGGGGGAACCGGGGCCUACCGGUGCAAGGGUGAUGAAUCAUCUAGGGAGGAUCUCUUGUUCGCGUUCGUAUGCAUGCUCGAGAGGUGCGAACAGGAUUGAUUCUCAAAUGGUAUUCUGUAUUUACUGUAGCAAGAACGCUUCUGACGGCAAUAUACCGAGGGCGCAGUUUCCCCGCCAGAACCUCAAGGGUUCACGGAACAGUCACGUGCUGAAUGCUAAUCUUGACUUGGCGCUGAUUAAUGUGAUCUAAUGACAGCUAGUAUAUCUGUACAGAAA